AAUACGUGUCAUCGUCGAACGGAUCAACAGAACAAUUCUGAUUCCCAAAGCUUGCGUUAUUGGCCAAGGUUGUCAUAUUUCAGUUCUUGCUGUCUAGUAGCUACUAGCUAGCUAGUAUCAGUGUUCUAUCAAGAUGAGUGCAAUUACCGGUGUGGAUGCUAUGGAGGACGCAAUCAUGGCCGAAGCAGAAGCGCAGUUUUCUCCCUUGGACUACCUGAGCAAUGAAACUUUGAGCUAUGUACUUUCCUUCUGUGACUUUGGCUCUGCGGUCCAAUUUUGCCGUGGAAUAAAUCGGUCCCUGAGACAAGAUUUUCGCCAAGGAGACCAUUUUCUGUGGAAGGACAUGUUUCAUCGUCAGUGUUUCUCCAUGCCAUUGCUCGCUCAUUCAUCAGAAGCAGUGCCCAUGUUUGAUUUUCUGGAAGAAACACGAAAAAGACGUCAGCUAGCCCGAAACCUGUUAGCACCCAAGAAAAAGAAGAAAGGGACUUUACCAGCACGGUCUCGUUGCUUCAACCUUCCCAAUCGCAUGUUUCAUUUUGUCCCAGUGACACCGGAUGGACUCGUUGCAGAAUGGGAUGAUCCUCCUCCGGUUGAUUUUGGAUGCGACAGCUUCAUCUUGACUUCACCUGCCUGUGGUGGCGAAAUGGUGUCAUUGGAUCCCUUUCAUGGAACCUUGGUGGUGCAUGAGAGCUGUCUCAACAAUGCUGUGUCAUCUGACGAGGCAAUGAUGGAACAAGCUGUGAUGGAGGCGGCGAAUUUGUUCCCUGGCAACCGAGAAAACCGCGGCUGCGGGGAUACUACUACGCAAAUCAAAAAAGAUCCCUCACAGGUUUUGUUUUGUUUGGAAAAUGAUAUCGAUGUUGAUGCAUGUUUUCCUCCACUCCAUGAUGGAGGCCACGAUGGCGCUGAAAUUGACGUAGGAUAUCAUGGCAUUGAUUCAAAAUGCCUGUUGAACGAAAGGACUGGAGCGCUGGAAGGCACUAUGAUUGCCGUUGGAAGAAUGAUAACCAGGGAAACUGGAACACAGCUCAAUGGAGUCAUCGAGCAGGUUGUCACGGAGCUUCUCACCUGGGAACGCAGGAAAGAUACCGCCAAAAGUGGAAGCAAACGCAAUACAAACAGUCAUGAGUUUGGUGCACGGAAACUUUGUCGCUUUCCCUGGUCAUUCAGGACCAUUGAUGUUUGUGCAACACAUAAUCGAGUGUAUGUCAGCUUUGACAGCAAUGAUGGACCAUCGGCAGAAACAAACUUGGGCAGCAAUAGCCAUGUUUCGAGGUCAACGGUGGUAGUUUAUCCAUUGGUUUCAUAUCCAACCCAUACAUUCGGGAUGAGAUCCAGCGAGGCGUCGAGUGGAGGCUGCAGAACGAACUAUCAAGAGCCAGAAUGCUUCAUUCAUUGUCGAGCCAAAGUGUCUUCUCUUUCUGUUGAUCCUACAGGAGAAACUCUCAUGGUGGGCACAGAAGCAGGAACAUGCGAAGUAUGGAAGAUUCACUCGGAUAAGUGUGGAAAGGCAAGGGCGAAGAGGGCAGCCAUCGUCAACAUCAAGUCUUCCAUGUCCAAAGCCUUGCGAAACUCGCGCGAGGAGUCCAAUGACAACAACAAUCAACGACUUGACGACGACUCCUCCCGAAUGGAGAGGACCCUGCUUACCAUUCUGAACAGACCCAAGAUUGUCAGCUUUCACCACGCAAGCCAUUGUCCGUUUGCCAAAUGUGGGUUUGUGACUCUCCAGCACUCUGCAACUGAUGGCAGUUCCCUCUUAUUGUGGCACAAAGCCAAAGACUCGUCGUCAAGCAAUGAUGCCUAUCGAAUCGUCUCAAUGAUCAACUUACCCUUGUCUGGAAUCACGAGAGCACCACGCGUGACCUAUGACGGACGAAGAAUCCUGGUGUUUGGACAAGACCACAUUGGAUUGAUCGUUCUAGUCUAUCAGGUAUUGGCUUCUUUUGAGGAUGUCAGCCUGUUCAAAGACGCAACCUUAGAGGAGGCAAGCGGUGGAGUCUACAAUCUGACGAAUCCUUCAAGAGUGCGCUUUGCCAAUCGGAUUCGUCAUGCCGCUCUUGGCGGACUUCAAUACUACGACUCUAUUCACAUGACAUGCAACGAUAGAUACAUUGUAGUCAACACCAAGACUGGCAAUUUGCUCGGAGAGUCUACUUCUCCAUGCGCCGAAGGCUUGCUGGUGAUUGAUCUUCAAGAUUGACUCGGCCCGACGUUUACGAAUGAUGUACCGGUACCAUACUGUUGCACUUCUCCGUCCUGACUACUGGUACCUCGGCAUUGUCCACACUGCUCUAUGAAUAAAGAUUGUCUGGUCAGCGUUUCUUAAUUAAAAGUGUUAAAAAUCCCAUCAAAAUGUCCCUUUCAACC
Molecule: messenger RNA, 2370 nt
Organism: Seminavis robusta
Lineage: Eukaryota; Bacillariophyta; Bacillariophyceae; Naviculales; Naviculaceae
Source: the annotation of a GenBank genome assembly